AUGGAUAAAAAGAAUAAAGUGAAAUCUAUUGUGAAGUUCGAUGAUGAAAAGUAACCAGAACCUGUAAUCGAAGAAGUACAACAGAUAAAGAAGGAAAAGAAGAAGAAGAAGGAACAAUAAAAGAAGAAAUUAGCAGUUGAAUAAAGACAUGUCACUAUUGCCAUCCCAGAUUCAAUUAUCUCUAAUGCUUAAUCAUCUGAAUUGAGAAGUUAUUUUAUGUCUCAAUUAGCAAGGAUGUUUGCGAUCUUUUAAGUAGAUGAAGUCAUCAUCCUCAGAGAUUAUUCAUACAUACCAAAAAGCAAAUAAUUCGAUGUGGCAUCCUACGUUGUUAGAAACCUAUAAUAUUUGGAAACACCACAAUAUCUGAGAAAGUACUUGUUUCCAAUUCACUCCGAUUUAAAAAAUGUUGGUCUCAUGAAUCCAAUUGAAUCAAAACAUCAUUUACUUACAGAAUAGGUAUGUCCCUUCAGAGAAGGUGUCGUUGUUGAAAGACCUAGUAAAGGUGACACAUCUUGGGUGGAAAUUGGACUCAAAAGAUAAGUCUUAAUUAAUUAUCCAUUGCAACCAGGAACCAGAGUCACUUUGAAAUUGGAUGAUCCUAAUUCCACUCAUCUGACUGGUACUCCUGUCUCAAGUUAAGAUGCUAAAAAGGAGGGCUACUAUUGGGGUUACACAGUCACAAUAGAGUCCAAAUUUCAUAGGUUAUUAGAGAGAGAUGAUUUCGAUAUGAAGAUCUUGGUUGAAACAGAGAAAAGUGAUGAAGCUUAAUAGACAACUACUUUCAAUCCCAGUCAAUUAUCUUAACAACCAUUAAAAUUAUUGUUACUUUUCUCAGGUUUGUAAAAGAUUACUGAUUUUACAGAAAAUGAUGAAAAAUCGAAAUUAUCCAAAGAGGAUAUUUAUGGGAAAUUCGAUCAUGUUUAUAGAUAUGGAAAUAGCGAAUAUGGUGUCAAAUAACUUAGAUUAGAAGAAUAAAUGUUUAUGUUUUUACAAUCAAUAUAAUGA
This is a messenger RNA of Paramecium tetraurelia, 1005 nucleotides long. RefSeq lists its product as uncharacterized. The transcript has 4 exons. Lineage: Eukaryota; Ciliophora; Oligohymenophorea; Peniculida; Parameciidae. The record is from RefSeq and is a predicted model, not a curated record.